This is a messenger RNA of Gracilinanus agilis (Agile Gracile Mouse Opossum), 3447 nucleotides long. It is a transcript of the gene TMEM250, whose product is annotated as transmembrane protein 250. The record is from RefSeq and is a predicted model, not a curated record. The transcript has 2 exons. Bases 582 to 1001 code for a protein of 139 amino acids. Lineage: Eukaryota; Metazoa; Chordata; Mammalia; Didelphimorphia; Didelphidae.
GGAGGUUGGGGGAGACGAGUUUUGUUUUUUUAAGUGUGGGACGUGUAGGGGGAAAAGGAAGAAAAGCGGGGCGAAAAGGAAUGUCCUACGGUGGCCGCGGAGGGACGACUACUACGGUUCCCGCACUGGGACAAACGCUUCCCACGGACGGCCUAAGGCUCCCCUUCCCCAGCUGGGCCGACCCUGGUUGGGGCCCAUGUUGGCCAUGCACGGGCGGGGGCCCCUGACGGCCUCCCCCCGGCCCUAGGGCUGACCCUGUCGGUGACCUUCCUCCCUUCCUCCGAGGGCUCGGCACCAUGCGGCCUCCUCCCCCCUCGUUCUGCCGCUCAGGCCUCGAGGGACAGCAGGGGUCCCAGCUUCGCCGGCCCCCGACCCUGGCCUCCACCCCGCCGGCCCUCGGCCACAGGCCUUGGGACUGCCACCCCACCGCGGAGGAGGCCGCGCACGGCAUGUGCCUCCCUGGAAGUUCAACAGAGAGUUCACAGGCCUAGGCUCUUCACUUCUGUUCCUUGCCCAUGGAUGAUGCUUAUUAUGCACACAGUCUGUCCUCCUCUAGAACUCAGUGAGCCGUGGGGUACCCAAUGCCUGUAAUUCCCAUACCCCGGCGUGUGCGGUCUUUCCACGGCCCCCAUACCACAUGCCUGCAUUCCGCCUGUGGGCCUAUAAGAACCACUCACUUAGUGCGUACCAAGUACAACAACUUCGACAUCUAUUUGAAGUCCCGAUGGAUGUAUGGAUUUAUCCGCUUCCUGCUGUACUUCAGCUGCAGCCUGUUUACCUCCAUCCUCUGGGUGGCGCUCUCCAUCCUGUUUUGCCUUCAAUACCUUGGCAUCCGCAUCUUUCUGCGUUUCCAGUACAAGCUGUCCAUCAUUCUCCUACUGCUGGGACGAAGGCGGGUUGAUUUCAGCUUGAUGAAUGAGCUGCUCAUUUAUGGGAUUCAUGUGACUAUGCUGCUGGUGGGAGGUCUAGGCUGGUGUUUCAUGGUCUUUGUGGACAUGUAAAUAGGAGGUGUGCAUGCAGGCUUGGGCAGCUAUGACUACAUCUAAUGUAUCCACUUUCUCCUUUGGUUUAAUUUAUUUAUUUAUGACUAAUAUAUGUAUAUGCAGUAUAUAGAUAUUUUCUUUGGUAAAGGCAAUGCACCUGUCUGAAAUGACAUGACACAGGAAGAAUGUUGGAUCGUUUUUUCCUUCUGUUUGUUUCCCAUCCCAAAGACGGGGUUUUUACCAUACCAAACAAAGCAAGUAGUGCCCUGUUCAGAGGCAGUAUUUUUAUUUGCUCUCUGACCAUCUUACUAUGUUAUGGCAUGGGAAAGAAAAGGGCUGUGACAUUUGUAAAGGAGAAAUUGAAGCUCUUCCCUCCUUCGAUUUGCUUUUUGGCUUUCAGCUUCCCCUCCCCUUGCUGCUACAUUGUAUUCUUCCCCUUUCCUCUAUUUUAAUGUAGUUUAUGUUCACAUUUAAUAAAUGUAGUACCGUAGGGUCCUCUUUAUCAAGACUGCACUUUCAGGACCUUGUUGUGGCUUCCUCUUCUCCUCACCAGUUACAUGUUUUGGGGUAUUUGUCUCACCUACUGAAGGAAUGGGACAUGCCUCACAGUUUUGCUCUGUGUGCUGGCCAAGGAGCAAGCCUGGAAGCAGUUCCCUUCCCUAUGGGCCAAAUGCCCAUUCUCCCUUAGUGUUCCUAACUCCUACCCUGCCCUUAGGAAAAAGUUGGACUCCACUAUAGUAAUGCAAUGCACUGCCAUUAAGCCACUUGAUUGACCCUGGGCUUCUAGAACGAUUGCACAGGUCUAAUGCAAGUUCAUCUUAUAUUAAACAAAGAGCUAGCUACAAGUGAGAAAUGAAAUGAUGAGGUUAAAUGCUAGUCUUAAAACCUGGAGGGAAGUGAUUAAUUUUGUUUGGUUACAACCAGAUUUGGUAUUUCACAGACCUAAGCCCAAUCUGAAAGCAAACUGAAGCAAACAGUGCCAAGAUCUUCAUUCAGGGAAUCUGGUUCUAAUGCCAUAGCUCAUAAGAGAGCUGUGUUCUCUGGAGCACUGUAAGUUUCAGUGGUGCCAAAUUCAGAAGCAAAGCAAAUAUAGAGCCCUUUGUGCAUCAGUGGCCGGGUCUGUAGAGAAGGCAAUAUUACAUUAUAAAAUACUUUAAUCUAUCUAAAUUUACUUCUCUGGGAAGGCUGAUAAAUGUGGUACUUGCUUUGGAAGGCAUUUGAAUUCUUCAUUAUUUUUUUUUUCCCAGAAAUCUCCCAGAAUUUGACUUCUUUCUGAAACACCAAAGUUAUAUGAAAUCUUUGGACAAACAACACUAAAGUUAAUUAUUUAGCAUGGAAAAUAUUUUAAAAUGGUUUAUUUUUAAAAGCAUUUCCUCUGACUUUUAAGGCAUUUGAAUGAACAUUGAAUCUUUGUUUAUUAAGGGCUUGUCUGCUCUGUAUUUCCUGCCUUGGUUGCUAUGAAAACAUUUAAGACAUAAGAUGAAUUCAGGUACAUAAAGAGAUGCAGGAACAGAUGGACUACAAAGGAACAAAGAUCCUAUUUUCAUUGGAAUAUCCUUAAAUGAUAAGGAAGGAAAGUAAAAUAUACAAGAGAAUCUUUUCCUGGGCAUUUUCUGUCAUCAUUCUUUAAUAGAUAUUUUUAUACAGUGGCUGAGAUUACUAUUUGAGGGAAGCAAUUACUGGCUAUUGAGAAGAUAACUGAUAAACUAAUGUUGGUCACCCAUUCCCUGUGCCCAAAAAAAUCAUUCUCUCUGAAUCUUAUGUGUGAUGGUCGAAGUGAACAAUUGCAUUCUCAUUUGACACAAGCAUCAGCACAUAUAACCUUCUCCAGGACAAGGGCAAGAAAAAAUUGAGGGGAGCAAAGAAACCCCUUUCUAAACCUAGUUAGGACAGAUUGUAAGAAAAAAUGCAUGUCAUUUGACAAACUUAAGAAAGUUUAAAUCAGGGAAAAUUACGGUUGUAGAAAAAUUUGCUCUUUGAAUUUUUUUUGUUUGCUUCUCUGCAAAAAAAAAAAUUUUAAGGUGGUUAAAUAAACUAGUUAAGCAAAGCUAGUUUUAGAAAUUGAUUAUGUGAUAGGCAGAAAUGAUAGCUUUAAUUGCAUUGACUUCAUUUUUACUGCCUGCUAAUCCUAUUGCACUAGUUAUGCAGAUUAUUUUUUCAAAUUUUUUUCUUUUUUUAAUUCAUUAAGCCUAAAUCCACUAAAACAUUUAUGUCUUUGAAGUGGAGCUCCCUAUUGGAUGCACUGAUUGAGGGGUCUAGUACGAGUGUGCGUUUUAACAAAGUACUGAUAGCAAGAGGAAUCUUGCUAUUUAGCCUAUGAAUGUAUAAACAGCAAUGCAAGUGUUUGAAUUGUACCUUGAAUUGACUUUGGAACACACAAAAACAAAAACAGCUCAAUGUCUUGAGUGCCUGUUAAAUUCUUUAUGAAUCGUACCACCUGCAUUAAACUUAUUUUUUUAAUGUG